CUCUCUCUCUAGAGUUAUAGUUUCUUCCUACACAGACACGUAUUGUAUUGGAACAUUUGGUCGUAUUUGGUCUUAAUUUUUUGUUUCGUUUGUUAAUGCCUUCUUAUCUACUUGUCUUUUAUAUUCGAAUUGAACUUGAUUGUUCUUGGGAUGCGAAAUUAUCUCGGCCGUCAUGUGGUUUCUGGACUCAAUUCAACUUCUUUUUCUUACCAAUCCAAGUGUUUUUCGUUUCACUAAUCCCUUUUUUACUUGAUGACGACUUUAAUUUCCCCCUCGAUAUGUGGCCAUCAGUGUUUAAUUCGACGAUUUAUGGAGUCCGCCGCUGCAAUUUUAUUACCUAUUCUACUUUUACGGAAAUUUUUUGUUUUGCUCGAAUGAUUUUAUCCAUAUGUUUUGGGAUUGCAGUGGAUUGGAAGCUGUGUUCUUAUAGGUAGGUGUAGUUAUUAUAUGUUAGAUUUCCGAUUUGGGAUGUAAAUUACAUACGUAGAAAUAUGAUCGAUCGCAUAAGUAUUCGGCGUCUGUCCUGGAACCUACGAUUAGGGAUUUGGAAGAACUGAACUCUGAGACAGAAUGGCAUUAAUUUCUAUGAUUAGAGGAAGUUAUUCAUGAUAAAGCGUCUACAGGGGUUGGUCGUAGAAAUCAUCAGGACACAGGACUGCUACUUGAAAAUUGUUGAAUUAUAGUGGUUUGGUUUCAGCUUCGGUUGAUGGGGACAGGGGAAGAGGGCACGCCUUCUAAAACUUCCAAACCUCCCUCUUCAUCCCAGGAAAUAGCUCCAACACCUUCAUAUCCUGAUUGGUCAAGCUCAGUGCAGGCUUAUUAUGGUGCUGGUGCUACUCCGCCUCCCUUCUUUGCAUCUACUGUUGCUUCUCCAACUCCCCACCCUUACCUCUGGGGAGGUCAGCAUCCUUUGAUGUCACCUUAUGGGACUCCACUACCUUAUCCAGCUAUAUAUCCUCCUGGGGGAGUUUAUGCCCAUCCCAAUAUUACUGUGACUCCUGGCUCUGUACCAAUCAAUGCUGAAUAUGAAGGGAAAUCCCCUGAUGGAAAGGAAAGGGCCUCAAAAAAAUCAAAGGGCAUGUCAGGAAAUACUGCUUCAGGUGGUGGUAGGACUGGGGAGAGUGGAAAGGUGGCUUCAAGUUCUGGAAAUGAUGGUGCUUCUCAAAGUGCUGAAAGUGGUACCGAGGGCUCAUCAGAAGGCAGUGAUGAGAAUGCUAACCAACAGGAAAUUGCUGCAAAUAAGAAAGGAAGCUUCAACCAGAUGCUGGCAGAUGGAGCCAAUGCACAAAACAACACAGGUGGACCAAAUGCCAAAUCUUCAGUGACUGGGAAACCCAUCGCCAACAUUCCUGGAACUAAUCUGAACAUGGGAAUGGAUUUGUGGAAUACCACCAAUGCAGCUUCUGGGGCUGGAAAAGUGAGAGGAAAUGCUGUCUCAUCAGCUAUUGUUUCUGUACCAAUGGUUGGUCGUGAUGGUAUGAUGCCUGAACAAUGGGUUCAAGACGAACGCGAGCUAAAAAGACAGAAGAGGAAGCAGUCUAACCGGGAGUCUGCCAGGAGAUCAAGAUUACGCAAGCAGGCGGAGUGUGAAGAACUACAAGCGAGAGUGCAGACAUUGAACAACGAAAACCGUACUCUUAGGGACGAGUUACAGAGGCUCUCCGAGGAAUGUGAAAAGCUAACAUCAGAAAAUAGUUCCAUCAAGGAAGAAUUGACACGAUUUUGUGGGCCAGAGGCAUUAGCUAACUUCGAAAAAGGAACCGCUGCAGCACCUGCUCAAUCUCGAGGCGGCGAAGGCAAAGAUUAAGAACAUCAAUUCCACAACAUUCAAAAGCGAUGGAUUCUGGACUGGGGGAGAGAAGAACCAUAUUAACUCAAAUUUAUGAUCUUUGUCGUAGGAAUAUAGAAAUUUAUUUUUCUGACUAGUCUAUACGCUUGACCCUGUUUCAACAACUGUAACAUUAUAAAAGGAAAAAAUUUCUCACUUGGUUGCUCACUGCACCGUAGAAUAUGGACAGUACUACUGUAGGGAUUGAUUACAAAUACUUGUAAGCUUUUCAUUUCAAUUGCCGAACUUAUUUAUCUACCGAGAGAUAAAAAGUUCAUAUGUUUCCAUUA
Molecule: messenger RNA, 2118 nt
Organism: Cucumis melo (muskmelon)
Lineage: Eukaryota; Viridiplantae; Streptophyta; Magnoliopsida; Cucurbitales; Cucurbitaceae
Product: G-box-binding factor 1
Exons: 12
Coding region: 707-1807 (366 amino acids)
Biological process (GO): regulation of DNA-templated transcription
Cellular component (GO): nucleus
Molecular function (GO): sequence-specific DNA binding; DNA-binding transcription factor activity
Source: RefSeq, a predicted model, not a curated record